Pungitius pungitius (ninespine stickleback) is the source of this 1279-nucleotide messenger RNA. It is a transcript of the gene id3, whose product is annotated as inhibitor of DNA binding 3. NCBI's taxonomy places the organism in Eukaryota, Metazoa, Chordata, Actinopteri, Perciformes, Gasterosteidae. The coding region runs from base 155 to 508 and encodes 117 amino acids. The transcript has 3 exons. The record is from RefSeq and is a predicted model, not a curated record. Gene Ontology annotation, biological process: negative regulation of transcription by RNA polymerase II; circadian regulation of gene expression; cell differentiation. Gene Ontology annotation, cellular component: cytoplasm; nucleus. Gene Ontology annotation, molecular function: protein dimerization activity; transcription regulator activity.
GACCUUAGCGUGCGUCGCUGUCACAGCAUUACAGCCUUUCAGCACAGCGAUAAAACAAGACUCAACAGGAGGAACCAAAACACUUCAGAAAACUAAUCGCCAAGCCGAGCCGCGUUGUUAUUGUUUUCUGUUUUGUUUUGUUUUUAAAUCGACAAUGAAAGCCAUCAGUCCCGUCCGCUCGGUGAGGAGCUGCUACAAGGCCGUGUGCUGCAUUUCGGAGCAGAGUCUCGCCAUCAACCGGAAUAAACACUCGUGUCUGGAGGAGCCGCUGGGCGCCCUGUGCGACAUGAACGACUGCUACUCCAAGCUCAAGGAGCUGGUGCCCAGCAUCCCGCAGAACAAGUCGGUCAGCCAGGUGGAGAUCCUGCAACACGUCAUCGACUACAUCUUCGACCUGCAGAUCGCGCUGGAGGCGGAGGACGCGGCCACGCCGGAGAUGGUUUUGUCAAUAAAGGCUGCGGACCUUGCUCGCAAUUUCUCCAAAGAAGAAGGGCCGUUGUGCCAUUAGGAGGACUGCAGAUCACGGUGCAGGGAAACACAUGUCUCCACUUCACUCCGGGCAAGAGGACAAGAGGGGCAGAAAGGGUGGGAUAGGUAUUUGGGAGAGGAAAAGAAGAAGAAGGAGGAGGAGGAGGGUCUAUAGAAGAAAAGACAGAAAAAGUGGACUGUUUCCUCGAUGAGUGGGGAUCAACGGUGGUGCGUGAGCAAGAAAACAGACUCAUUCUUUGGCCCCCGGACAGACAAAUCAACACACCAAAGCGCAAGCCAGGAUUGGAAAUUGAAAGCAACAAGCUUUGUUAUACCCUCCUCCAAAAACCUGGAACCCCCUAUAGGUAGAAGUAGUAACAUUGGUACAUUGUUUUAUUUUCAUUUAUGUGUUGCAUUCCAAGCCUACUUUAUGUGGGUCAAAUUCUUCAUCCAACCAGAACCCUCUCUACGACACGUCCCACAUCAUCUCACAUAUUAACCCCUGUGUAAUUUCCCCCAUCCAGUCUGACUUUCUAAUGAUCCGGAGACUGUUGGUUGCAACUUUUUACGAAUGUGUACAUAUCUGCUGUGGGUGUAUGUCUGGCGUGAGUCAAUUUGGAUGUUGUUGUUUUAUUCUGAAUGGGACUUUUUCUGGGUUUUCUUAGGUAUAAUCAGAACUCUAUACUAGAGUUAAUUCUAAAUGUUUGUAGGGAUUGUGUUAUUUCUACAGACAAUGUGCUGUGAGUUUCAUAAACUCUUAAUUAUAAAGUUUGCUAUGUAUGUAAUGAAAUAAAAAAGGAUGUGAAACAAA